AUGGCGACGAGUUUGGUGGGCGCGACAAUCAAUCUUCUUCGCCGGCAGGUGGAAGAAGUCGAUCCAGACGAACCCUCGGAAGCGGGCCAGAAAGAGAUAUUCUCGUCAUGGGCGCUCUUCAUCCUGAUCAUGCUGCUCAUUGCGGCGUUAUUCACGAGUUAUAUUCUACAACAGAAGAGGAUCCAGGCUGUCCAUGAAACAGUCAUUUCCAUAUUUGCCGGCAUGAUCGUUGGGCUGGUUAUACGUAUCACACCGGGGACAGCGAUUCAGGACACUGUCAGCUUCGACUAUCAAUUCUUCUUCAACCUCCUUCUACCACCUAUCAUUCUCAACUCGGGCUACGAAUUACACCAGGCCAACUUUUUCCGCAACAUUGGGACGAUUCUCACAUUCGCGUUCGCCGGGACGUUCAUAUCGGCGGUGUCGCUGGGACUGAUCCUAUGGCUGUGGACGAGAAUUCCCUUUGAUGGAUUCUCCAUCUCAUGGGUUGAGGCCAUUUCGGUCGGCGCAACGCUGUCGGCGACAGAUCCAGUCACCAUCUUGGCCAUCUUCAAUCUGUACAAGGUCGAGCCGAAACUGUAUACCGUGAUUUUCGGCGAAUCCAUUCUGAACGAUGCCAUUGCCAUUGUUCUGUUCGAGACUGCCCAACGGUACCGGGAGGGAACGACAGGCAAUCUAAACAUCCUCAGUCUUUUCGAGGCUAUUGGCAUCUUCUUGCUAGUCUUCUUCACCAGUUUGAUGAUUGGUGUGGUGGUCGGCGUGGCCACCGCCCUUGUUCUCAAGUACACUUUUGUGCGCCGAUUCCCCAAGAUCGAGAGUUGUCUCGUUGUUUUGAUUGCGUAUGCCACGUAUUUCUUCUCCAACGGCGUGCACAUGUCAGGGAUUGUGUCCCUCUUGUUCUGCGGCAUCACCCUCAAGCACUACGCAUACUACAACAUGUCGCGAAGGACUCAGCUGACGACCAAGUUUGUUUUCCAAAUCCUGGCCCAGCUGUCGGAGAAUUUUAUUUUCAUCUAUCUGGGUCUGACCCUGUUUACCGAGACGGAUCUGGUUUUCAAACCUUUGUUCAUUCUGGUCACCGUGGUCGGGAUCUGUGCUGCGCGCUGGUUGGCCGUCUUCCCCUUGUCCAAGGCCAUCAACUACAUUAUUCGACUGCGAGCGAAACGCCGGGGCCAUGAAGUCGCAGAAGAGCUGCCCUGGCAUUACCAGGCCAUGUUGUUCUGGGCCGGUUUGCGUGGUGCCGUGGGGGUUGCGUUGGCGGCCGGCUUACAGGGAAACGAGGGUCCUGCACUGCGGGCGACGGUGUUGGUCGUGGUGGUGCUGACCGUGAUCAUUUUCGGCGGCACCACUGCACGCAUGUUGGAAAUUCUCGGCAUCCGCACCGGUGUGGUCGAGGAGAUUGAUUCCGACGACGAGUUUGACAUUGAAACAACAAACGGCGGCAGCUACUAUAAACGCUCCGGUACGGGGUUCGGCCACAAUCCGCGGCCGUCCUCUAUUGGUCUUGAUUAUAUUGGAGGGGGUACGGGCACAAACCGACCCGGUAGUCGCGGCGGUGGCGGUAUUAAUGGGUCCGCAAACUCACGACCACGCGCGGAUCGAGGCUACAGCAGCAGCAACGGCCGCUCACCGCCCCUGGGCAGCAGUCGCGCGAGAACCCCCAAAAGUCAUCGCAGACAGUCGACGCUCAGCCAGCGCGAGCGUGAGCGCGACCUCGCCGCCCAACAGGGGACUCUGUUGUCUGGGUCUGGAGGGUCGACCAGCGACGACGAGGAUUUGGUCGCUGCCGACCUUGACUUACCUCCCGCGGCACCGCGGCGCAAACCGUCGCCUUUGGUGGGAGACAAAAGUAAUACCUCCGGCGCCGCGAAGCAAUACACGCCGGAUAUCAUAGACGACGGCAUCGACCUCGACGACGCCGGUGACAUGGGCACUGCCGCGAAUAAUGCUGGCCACCCAGGUUCACAACCCGCCGCUAAUACAACCGCAGGUGCUGCUGGUGGGAGUGCUACUGGUGGUGGAGGUGGUAGUGGUGUCGGGCCUGGAAGCAGUAUUCGGAACUUACUUCGCGGCGCGGCCGCUGCGCCAGAUCAUACCGCCUGGUUCCGCCAGUUGGACGAGGACUUUAUCAAGCCGCAUUUGCUGCUAGAUCAGCACCAUGGCCAUGGAAAGGGCCCGCCAGUUUAG
This is a messenger RNA of Exophiala dermatitidis NIH/UT8656, 2187 nucleotides long. RefSeq names its product CPA1 family monovalent cation:H+ antiporter. Gene Ontology annotation, cellular component: fungal-type vacuole membrane; early endosome; late endosome. The record is from RefSeq and is a predicted model, not a curated record. Gene Ontology annotation, biological process: sodium ion transport; proton transmembrane transport; vacuolar acidification. Gene Ontology annotation, molecular function: sodium:proton antiporter activity. The coding region runs from base 1 to 2187 and encodes 728 amino acids. The transcript has 6 exons. NCBI's taxonomy places the organism in Eukaryota, Fungi, Ascomycota, Eurotiomycetes, Chaetothyriales, Herpotrichiellaceae.